UCAACAACAAACACCAACAAAAAUAAAACUAAAAAAACCUCAAAAAAUUAACAACAUAUAUUACAUUUCAAAAAAUACACAAAAAUAAAUAUAAAAAAAAGGAUAAAAAAAAGGAGGGAUAUUUGUUUCUCUUUCUAGUUUCCAUCAAUCUCUCUCCUAAAGAAUAGCAAUUACAGCACCUUACCCUCUCAUCCCCACCACCAUAAAUGCAGUUUGCAACCUCCCUCUUCCCUUCCUUCUUUCCUUGCUCACAAAUUCACAUACUCUUUUUUUUUCUCCUUAUUUUCUCUCUCCUCAAAUACUAUACGCUCUUUGCAAUUACUCCUCUUCUGUCACACUUCCCUUCUCCACCUGUUCCCUACCCUCUCUUCUUCUUCUUCUUCUUCAUCUCAACUUUCAAUUCCAUCAUUUUCUCUCUCCUCUAAACCAGAAACUCACUCUUUUUUCUCUCUUCAUCACAAAGUUUUAACUUUGAAUCCAGAUCCAACCCUCCUCUUCUUCUCCUUAUCGGAAAAUGGAAGAAGUGAAGAAGGAUCUGGAUUCUCUUCAUAGUAGCUGCUUAUAAUCUUCUCAGAAGUUGUGAAGUGAUAAUCCAUCAGAAACAACAAAAGGAGGAAAGUUAAAGAGGGGGAGAAAAACAAAUUCGCGGUGUAGAAAAUAAAAGAAAAAAAAAUGUUUCAGCCAAAUAUGUUUGAGACACACCACCAGCUGCUAGACAUGGCAGCUGGUCAUAAAACUCCGGACAGCGAGUUGGGGAAGAUGAGAGAUGAUGAAUUCGAAAGCAGUCGAUCCGCCACCGAGAAUCUGGAAGGCCUUUCCGGUGAUGAUCAGGAUCCAAAUCAACGACCUAAGAAGAAGAGAUACCACCGUCAUACUCAACAUCAGAUUCAGGAGAUGGAGAAUUUCUUCAAGGAGUGCCCUCAUCCUGAUGAUAAGCAAAGGAAGGAGUUAAGCCGUAGAUUAUCGUUGGAGCCUCUACAAGUGAAGUUUUGGUUCCAAAACAAGCGCACUCAAAUGAAGGCCCAACAUGAACGGUCAGAGAAUCAGCAACUUCGAUCUGAGAACGAUAAGCUUCGGGCUGAUAAUAUCAGGUUCAAAGAAGCCCUUAGCAAUGCUACAUGUCCUAAUUGUGGAGGGCCAGCUGCCAUUGGUGAGAUGUCAUUUGAUGAGCAACAAUUACGAAUCGAGAAUGCUAGACUUAGAGAAGAGAUUGAUAGGAUAUCAGGCAUAGCAGCAAAGUAUGUAGGAAAGCCCUUAGUGACAUACCCUCACCUCCAAAAUCAAGGACUACAGUCACGCUCCUCCCUUGAUCUAGGAGUUGGCAGUUUUGGGCCACAAUCAGGUAUGGUAGGGGACAUAUAUGGCUCUGCUGGGGAUCUUUUACGGUCCGUGGCACCACCUACCGAUGCAGAUAAACCCAUGAUCAUCGAGCUCGCAGUUGCAGCUAUGGAAGAACUAAUCAGGAUGGCUCAAGCAGGUGAACCCUUGUGGGUUCCUAGCCCUGAUAACAUGACUGAAAUCCUUAACGAAGAGGAGUAUUUUCGAACUUCCUCGCAUGGGAUCGGUCCUAUGCCAUUGGGCCUAAAAUCAGAGGCCUCAAGAGAUUCGUGUGUUGUCAUCAUGAAUCAUAUGAACUUGGUUGAAAUUUUAAUGGAUGUGAAUCAAUGGUCAUGUGUAUUCUCUGGGAUAGUAUCAAGAGCCAUGACCCUGGAUGUUUUGUCAACUGGAGUUGCUGGAAAUUACAACGGAGCUUUACAAGUGAUGACUGCUGAAUUUCAAGUCCCUUCACCACUUGUUCCAACGCGUGAAAACUACUUUGUGAGAUACUGUAAGCAGCACGGGGACAGUACUUGGGCAGUGGUUGAUGUUUCGUUGGAUGGUUUGCGCCCUAGCCCGAUUCCAAGGUGUAGAAGAAGGCCAUCUGGUUGCCUGAUACAAGAGUUGCCUAAUGGUUACUCUAAGGUGAUGUGGGUUGAACAUGUUGAAGUGGAUGACCGAGCUGUGCACAACAUAUAUAGGGCACUCGUAAACUCAGGCUUAGCCUUUGGAGCUAAACGAUGGGUUUCAACAUUGGAUAGGCAAUGUGAAAGGCUUGCUAGUGUUAUGGCUAGCAACAUGCCAGCAGGAGAGGGUGGUGUUAUAACAAGUCCAGAAGGGAGGAAGAGCAUGUUGAAGCUAGCAGAGAGGAUGGUAAUGAGCUUCUGUGCUGGAGUUGGAGCUUCAACAGCCCACACAUGGACGACAUUGUCAGGUAGUGGUGCUGACGAUGUUCGAGUCAUGACCCGAAAGAGUAUGGAUGACCCUGGGAGACCCCCUGGCAUUGUUCUUAGUGCUGCUACUUCAUUCUGGAUGCCUGUCUCUCCUAAGCGAGUCUUCGAUUUCCUGCGUGACGAAAACUCUAGGAGCGAGUGGGAUAUCCUCUCAAAUGGGGGAUUAGUCCAAGAGAUGGCUCACAUAGCCAAUGGCCGUGAUCCGGGGAAUUGUGUGUCGCUUCUUAGAGUGAAUAGUGCAAAUUCAAGCCAGAGCAACAUGCUAAUACUACAAGAAAGCAGCACAGACUCAACAGGCUCAUAUGUCAUCUAUGCACCAGUGGAUAUUGUCGCAAUGAAUGUGGUCUUGAAUGGUGGAGACCCGGACUACGUUGCACUCUUACCCUCGGGCUUUGCCAUUCUGCCGGAUGGGCCGGUGGCUGGUCAUGGCGGCGGUGGCAUGGAGGUUGGCUCAGGUGGUUCGUUAUUGACGGUUGCAUUCCAAAUCCUAGUGGAUUCAGUUCCUACAGCCAAGCUCUCUUUGGGUUCAGUUGCUACGGUUAAUAGUUUGAUAAAGUGUACUGUGGAAAGGAUUAAGGCUGCUGUAGCUUGUGAGAGCGCUUGAUCAAACAACUGGAUCGGCGUGCUUUUGCUGAUGUAAGCUUGAUUAGUAGAGGACUCGACCAAAACUAAGCUUGAGAAGGGGAGUGUAUGUGUUACAACUUUUGGGAUUUACGGUACCAUAUCCAUGGAAGAAGUCAAGAACGCACCUUUUGUGAUCCUUGCAAUGGUGUAUGCAUGAAUUACACAGUAGAACGGAACUUGAAAAAUUGAACUAUCUCAAUUUGAAGGAACUUAUCAAUGGCUACCAUUACAAGGGAAUUGGGUUCGGGUAUUGACUUCGCCAAAAAAAUAGUCAGUAAAACAAAGGUAUAUGGACUUUAAAAAUAUAUCAUCUUCAUAAGCUAUUCGUUUCCUUCCUCCCUUUGACUGUUUUUGUUGCAAGUAAUUAUGGCAAAUUAAAGCCAAGUUAACUUGAGACUUUUAGGGUAAAAAAAAAACCUUGUUGCAUAAGAGUGUUUUGAUAAUUAGGCUGAUUAUCUCCCCUUCUUUAAUUCUGAUCAUCAAGUGUAUGUUUUUGUUCUUGUUUAAAUUAAUGUAGGAGUACUUUCCAAACCUAUUUACUAACUUGUAUUUUGUGUGAUUUUCUAAAGGAUGUCUUGCAAAUUUGUGCUCCA
Beta vulgaris subsp. vulgaris (sugar beet) is the source of this 3487-nucleotide messenger RNA. Its product is annotated as homeobox-leucine zipper protein MERISTEM L1. NCBI's taxonomy places the organism in Eukaryota, Viridiplantae, Streptophyta, Magnoliopsida, Caryophyllales, Amaranthaceae. The transcript is spliced from 13 exons. Bases 673 to 2874 code for a protein of 733 amino acids. Gene Ontology annotation, molecular function: lipid binding; DNA binding; DNA-binding transcription factor activity, RNA polymerase II-specific. The record is from RefSeq and is a predicted model, not a curated record. Gene Ontology annotation, biological process: regulation of DNA-templated transcription.